AUACGUGCGUAACAAACCUAUCUUUCAGCGAGAGUUUCGCAUCUUGUCAGCUAAAAGAACUGUGCAACAAACGUACAGCUAACACAAAGAUUCAGUCUGUGUAUCAGCUACUGUGGGGUACCUAACGUCAGAGACAGCGCUUUGACAAGCAGAUUUGUUCGGGCGCACGGAAAUCCUGCGUUGCAGAAAGAAUGGGAGGCUCAGAAUCUAAGGAGGAGACCGAGGAGGUAGUAAGAUGGCACGACCGUUGGGACGACGACGCCGAACAACGAGGCAUCGCUGAAGCUGUCAAAGAGUUCGAACAGCGCCGUGGGAGUCAGAGGAUGAAGGAGGUAAAGGAGACGUACCUGCGGAUAAAGAACGACCUGGAGGAGUACGAAGUUGGGUCGAAACUGCGGCUUGGCAAAUUUUUCCCGGCAGAUGUCAAGGAGAUGGAGAAUAUUAACAUAGCGAUGAUUGGCCCGACAGGAAGUGGGAAGUCAAGCUUCAUCAACAUCGCUGAAAAAGUCAUGAUGGGUCCGGGUGAGGCCACUGCCAUUACACAAAGCACGGGAAAGGAGGGUACCAUCCACCUGGAAGAGUACCUCACUAAGUUCAACUUUAGGUUGAUCGACACAAGGGGCUACUUUGAAUUGGACAAGGGGUGGUCUGAGGAGUUACAGAAAAUCUUGACAGGCAGGAUCCGCCCAGGGAUGACGAUCGAGCGUUCAACAGAUGAGGCGGCUUUUGCUCCGGAGCAACACGAACGGGCCGACGACGCGCCUCUCGGCGAGCAGAUCCACGGCGUCAUCUGUGUGAUGGUGGACAAGGACCCCAGACUGAAGCAGUACAGGGAGAGGAUGAAGUCUAUGAAGGACUACCUAAGGGCAAAAGGUUACAGCCCACUCGCUGCUCUAGCCUUUGAAAACGAGAACGACUUCAAGGACGAAGACAAACGACGUGAAAUCAUGGAGGAAUUGUCUGCUGCAGUAGGAAGUCCCAUAGACAAAACCUUUCCUUUCAUCAACCACCUGGCAUCUGGAAGUGACGUGAAGAAAGACCCGGAGUCGGUGCUGAACGUGUUGGACAUCCUGGACACCGCAGUGACCGCGGCAGAAAAAUUCAUCAAGGUCCGGCUGCAGCGUGAGAAGCACUCCAGAGAACGUCAGGCAAAAGGGAGCGGCCCCGAGUCCCAGUCAGUCGGUGACUUCAUCCAGACCCUCGGGAAGGCGCACAACUGGGACAGAGAUCGCACCGACGCCCUGGUCAAGCAGAUGCAAGACAAGGACAUCUAUGACGUCAGCGACCUUCGGGAGGGCUUGGAUGACAUCAGCCUGACGAUUGGGCAGAAGAAAGCCAUAAAGAAAGCUCUGCCCCCGUAGUCAUUUCCGUCUUACCAAGCAUUCGUGUGGUAUUCUUAUGUAGCCACUUCGUAGUAUGCAGAGUGCAUGCAAGUCUAUGACUACCACUGUCUGUAUGCAGGGUAUGCAUGUAUUUGCUAAAAUCCAGCUUUGUUAAGGCUUACAGACGACAAAACAGUAACAGUAUAACAAUAUCAAAUGUUAUAAGGUUCGUUACUAGGCAGUUCAAGAGAUGCUAACUUUCAAGGCCCAAAUGCUGAGUUGAAAGCACAAAAUAAAGUACAAAUGACUACAUGAAUUAUGUUAACUAACUUUGUGGAACAAGGAGCAUCAUGUACGUGUACCAUAUAUGAUCACCAUUUCUUUUAAACGAACUUAUGCUACGACUUAUGCAAAAAGAAGACAGCUGAGGGCAUGCUUGACAAGAAAUAGUAACUGUUUUAUUGCAAAUUCAUGCCCGAGGGCUAAUUGCAGGAACAGAAGAAACAUUUGGUAUAAAAAACAGACAAUUGGUACACAUAGAACUACUGAUAACUACUAAGAAACUACUAGUAAAAACUACUGGGUUUGACUGCUUUAUAAUACACCGGUAUGAUCUCA
This is a messenger RNA of Branchiostoma belcheri (Belcher's lancelet), 1940 nucleotides long. RefSeq lists its product as uncharacterized. The record is from RefSeq and is a predicted model, not a curated record. Bases 192 to 1361 code for a protein of 389 amino acids. NCBI's taxonomy places the organism in Eukaryota, Metazoa, Chordata, Leptocardii, Amphioxiformes, Branchiostomatidae. Gene Ontology annotation, molecular function: GTP binding. The transcript is spliced from 9 exons.